Messenger RNA from Halichondria panicea, 1476 nucleotides. RefSeq names its product stress-activated protein kinase JNK-like. Gene Ontology annotation, biological process: protein phosphorylation; JNK cascade. Gene Ontology annotation, molecular function: ATP binding; JUN kinase activity. The transcript is spliced from 13 exons. NCBI's taxonomy places the organism in Eukaryota, Metazoa, Porifera, Demospongiae, Suberitida, Halichondriidae. The record is from RefSeq and is a predicted model, not a curated record. Gene Ontology annotation, cellular component: nucleus; cytoplasm.
UGGACGUGACAUCACAACCACCUAGGGAAGCUCCAAAGUACUAGAACUCCACAGUUCGAUCACUCUUUUCUCCGCAGUAUAAAGCCUUGCUUCCAGCCGUCUGCUCAGUACAGAGACGAGAUCUGGAACUCACAAGAUCAUAAAAAACCUGAACAGUUCCAAAAUUGCUAGCACCUCUCAGUAACGACACUCGCUAACUACAGUUAUGUCAGGUGACUACUAUUCAAAGAGGGUGGGGGACACCGUCUUCACGGUGCUCAAGAGAUACAAGGAACUCACUAAUAUCGGGAGUGGGGCUCAGGGCGUUGUGUGCUCGGCAUUUGACACUGUGGCAAAUGAGAAGGUUGCCAUCAAGAAACUCGUGAAGCCUUUCCAGAACGAGACGUACGCUAAGAGAGCGUUCAGAGAGCUCCGACUUAUGAAGAUGGUCAACCACAAGAACAUUAUUGGUCUCAAGAAUCUCUUCACUCCAGCCAAGUCCCUGGAUGAGUUUCAAGAUGUGUACAUAGUGAUGGAGCUGAUGGACGCUAACUUGUGUCGGGUGAUCGGUAUAGAGUUGGACCACGACAGAAUGUCGUACCUCCUCUACCAGCUGCUCUGCGGGAUGAAGCACUUACAUUCAGCCGGGAUCAUUCACAGAGUAAGUGGAUACCGCUAGACUAUUAUAAUGAUACUGUGUGUGUGUGCUGUGCGUAUAAUUAUGUUCAACUAUCUAUUAAGAACAGUAAACAGCUCCCCUUCCCUCCCUCCACACACACACACACACACACACACACACACCACGCACACAGUGGACAUCUGGUCGGUGGGCUGUAUAUUUGCCGAAAUGGUGAGGGGAGACAUCCUACUACCAGGAAAAGACUACAUAGACCAGUGGAACAAGGUGACUCAAGUGCUGGGCACACCUCCACAAGUCUUCUUCAAACAGCUAACACCUUCUGUGAGAAUGUACUGUGAGUCUCAGCCCAAACACGCUGGGAAAACGUGGGUGGAUCUGUUCCCGGAAGAUGUGUUUCCUAGCGACACACCUGAGGACAAAAUCAAAACCAAACAUGCUCGAGACCUGCUGAUGAAGAUGCUUCAGAUCGACCCUCAGAACCGGAUCACCGUGGAGCAGGCACUCGCCCAUCCCUAUGUCAACAUCUGGUAUGACCCCACCGAAGUCCAUGCACCGCCCCCCUCGAAGUACGACCAUAAACUGGACGAACAGAGCAUCCCAUUGGACCUAUGGAAAGAUCGUAUAUACACAGAAGUGACGGGCUACACGCCUACACGCUAAGUAACACUAUAUAGGGACACUGUCAAUUAUAUCUGUGCACUGUGUCGUGUUUUAGACUGAUCUAAUUUCUCUGUUCUGUAUACAAUAUACAUGUAGUGUACGUACGUAUAACUGCAUAAUGUUAUUUUUAGUUUUGUGGCUACCUCUUUAUUGAAUUGUGCCUGUGUAAUGCUUGAAUCAUUAGUACAAUGCUUGAA